Messenger RNA from Carya illinoinensis, 1369 nucleotides. RefSeq names its product TLC domain-containing protein 4-B-like. The transcript is spliced from 9 exons. Gene Ontology annotation, cellular component: membrane; endoplasmic reticulum. NCBI's taxonomy places the organism in Eukaryota, Viridiplantae, Streptophyta, Magnoliopsida, Fagales, Juglandaceae. The record is from RefSeq and is a predicted model, not a curated record. The coding region runs from base 237 to 1055 and encodes 272 amino acids. Gene Ontology annotation, biological process: lipid homeostasis.
AACCCCAGUCAAUUGCUUCGGCUCCCUUACCCUCUUGCUAUGAUAAUCCCAAGUGAUGAUUUUGGGACAGUUUUUUUUUUUUGGUGGCCAUUCUCUUCGUUUGAUUGCCUGCCUCCUAAGAACCCCUGAUUGUCAAGGAGAGAGAAGACCGACGGAAGAAGAAGGAAGUAUUUUUCUGCCUGCUGCGCGCGUCCAUUAUUGAACUGGUUUCGUAUCAGCCGUUUCAACGAAGCAAUAUGGUCGAAUUUCCUUUUACUCUGCCCCAUGAUUUUCUGUCCAGUGCCGGCUAUGUUAGUCAGAUCAAAGGAUAUCACUGGGUGGCGUCUGUCGUUUCUGGGAUCGUAGUCUGCAUAACUGUUUACAAAUUAACAGGUAUUAUUAGCCUCCUAUGCUUCAAGGGAUAUGGAAAACUAAGCAGUGCGCAAAAAGUUGAAUGGAAAAACCGGGGAUUCUCGACAUUCCAUGCUCUUGUAGUGGCGUUUGUUUCUCUCUACCUCCUAUUGUUAUCAGAUACUUUCGCUGAGAACUCUCAUGGUGACUUAAUAGUUAGUAGGACAUCUACCUUAUCAGAUACGUUAUUGGGGUUCUCCAUUGGCUAUUUUCUAUCAGACUUGGGAAUGAUUCUACGGCACUUUCCAGCUCUGGGUGGUCUGGAGUAUGUUUUACACCAUGGGUUAUCGAUGUUUUCAAUCUUUCUCGCCCUCAUAAGUGGUCAAGCGCAGUUUUACACACUAAUGGUUCUCUUCUCUGAGAGCACUACUCCUUUCGUAAAUCUGAGAUGGUAUUUGGAUAUUGCUGGUCAGAAGGACUCCAAUCUUUACAUUCAUAAUGGCGUUGCAUUGUUCCUGGGGUGGUUGGUUGCAAGGAUUCUUUUGUUCAUCUUCUUUAUUUCGCACAUGUUCAUCCAUUUUGAUCAGGUCAAGAAAGUUUUUCCCUUAGGCUUCUACAGCUUGCUUGUGGUGCCUCCAGUGUUGGCAACGAUGAACUUGUAUUGGUUUUGGAAGAUCUCCAAGGGUUUGAUUAGAACUCUUUCCAAAGCAAGACACAGUCAAUGAGCAGGCGAUUUGCCUUAAUGUGCCUACAUAAAUGUCUACUUUUUUGCUCUAUCCAAUGAUUGGAAUUAGAUGCUCUCUCUCUCUCUCUCUCUCUCUCUCUCUCUCUCUCUCUCUCUCUCUCUCUCUCUCUCUCUCUCUCUCUCUCUCUCUCUCUCUCUCUCUCUCUCUCUCUCUCUCUCUCUCUCUCUCUGUGUAUAUAUAUAAUCCAAAUUUAGUUGUGAAUUGAAUUAGUUAAAAGAAAGCGAAUUCAAAGAUGAAUGUUUGUUUAUGACAUUUGAUAAUAUCUAUCAGUGCACAAAAUUGUAGGAGUCUCA